AUGGACCAAGACUCAAUCUCGUCGCUGGACUCGGAGCGACAGUCGGUGGUUGACGGCUACAAGGUCAAUGAACGCGGAUAUGAAACGUACGAGCAAUCGCGGUCGCCUUCUCCCGCCAUGCAUCGCACUCGAACAGGAGUUUCGCUCGCUUCCUCGAUGACUCGCGGGGUCCGUCGAAUUGUGGACCAAGUUCGAGACGACAACAUGCAAACGGCGUCGGAGGAUCUUCAAAGACCGCGUACGUACGAAAUCGCCGACCAGCUAGGUUUGGAGGAGGCCAUAACCAUUGCAACCAACAAAUCCGAACAUACAACCACCGUUGAAGAUGACUCACAGUAUCCGCAGAAGGAUACGGGAUACGCGUGGGUGGUGUGCGCUAUGAUGUUUGUUGUGUUUUUCUCGACGUGGGGGACAAACGGCUCGUAUGGAGUGUUUCUUAAUUAUUGGCUGCAGAACGAAACUUUCCCCAACACGGGAGCCACCGAUUUUGCAUUGAUUGGAAGCUGUGUGCUGGGUCUGGCCCAGAUCUUUGCUCCACUAUCACAAACGGCCUCGGCCAUUGUUGGACUGCGGCCCACCAUGGCGCUGGGUCUGAUUCUUCAGACGCUUGGAUAUUUAUUGGCCUCAUUUGCUACCAAAAAAUGGGAGCUGUAUUUAACACAGGGAGUUCUUGUUGGGUUUGGAUUUUCGUUUCUGUUCAACCCGUCGAUCGUAAUUCUUCCCGAGUGGUUCGACAAACGAAGAGGUCUCUCCUUUGGAAUCAUCGCUUCGUCAAGCGGUGUUGGAGGAGUGAUUUUUUCCCUUUCAUGUCAGGCCAUGAUUAAUAAAACAGGUACUCCAGCUUGGGCUCAGCGAGCACUGGCAAUUAUUACCUUUUUCCUGAACUUGCUAGCAACUUUGUUCAUCAAGGAGAGAAUCCCAGCUAAACGUCUGUCCACUUGGCACGAUGUGAAGCUGAGAAUACGCAUUCUGUUCAACAAAAACGUGCUGGCUAUUCCUCAAUUGUAUACCAUUGCGCUGUGGUACUCGUUCGUGGUGUCGUGCUACGUGGUGGCACUAUACUCACUUUCUGCGUACGGUUCUUCUAUUGGACUCACCAGUGACCAGGGCAGCCACGUCACAGCCAUAUUUAACGGAUGCCAGGCAAUAGGAAGAGUCUUUAUCGGACUGGUUGCAGAUUACGGGGGCCGUGUGAAUUUGGCCUGCAUUUUGUCACUCACGAUGCUGAUCCUGGUACUGGGGAUGUGGGUCAACGCAACCACGACCGCAAGUGUAUUUGCAUACUCUGUUCUCUCGGGCUUGACGUUCGGUGCGUCCUCGGUGCUGAAUCAACCAAUUCUUGCUGACACGAUCCCUAGAGAAUUAUUUCCUGCCGCAUGGAGCUUUCAGAGCGUUGUCCUUGGAUGCUUCACUCUUUUCUGUGAGGUGGUGGCUCUCGAGCUCCGCGACAUGUCGUUGUCCAAGCCGUUCAUCAAAGCACAGAUCUUUUGCGGCUGUUUUGCCGCUGCUGGUGUGCUCUGUGUUUUUUCAAUACGAGAGUGGAAGAUCAGAAAGAUGCUGACAAAUCGUCUCAAGAUCACCGAAGAAGCGCUCGAAAUAGAAAAAUCGGACCAGGUGCUAAUAGACCGCAAAUCCAGCUACCUCAGUCUCCUCAGAAAAGACCCCGUUGGUCCGCUUGUCCGUUUGGUUUACCCAGUCAAGGUUUAA
This is a messenger RNA of Ogataea philodendri, 1707 nucleotides long. RefSeq lists its product as uncharacterized. Gene Ontology annotation, molecular function: transmembrane transporter activity. The transcript has a single exon. NCBI's taxonomy places the organism in Eukaryota, Fungi, Ascomycota, Pichiomycetes, Pichiales, Pichiaceae. Bases 1 to 1707 code for a protein of 568 amino acids. Gene Ontology annotation, biological process: transmembrane transport. The record is from RefSeq and is a predicted model, not a curated record.